This is a messenger RNA of Spea bombifrons (plains spadefoot toad), 1398 nucleotides long. RefSeq names its product immunoglobulin binding protein 1 (gene IGBP1). The record is from RefSeq and is a predicted model, not a curated record. Gene Ontology annotation, cellular component: cytosol. Gene Ontology annotation, biological process: regulation of dephosphorylation; regulation of signal transduction. Bases 46 to 1068 code for a protein of 340 amino acids. Gene Ontology annotation, molecular function: protein phosphatase 2A binding. The transcript is spliced from 6 exons. NCBI's taxonomy places the organism in Eukaryota, Metazoa, Chordata, Amphibia, Anura, Pelobatidae.
UCUCUGGAGUACGGAAGCCGCUAGGAGUAGACAUGUAACGCGAAGAUGGCGGAAUCCUCAGAGCCGGAGUUCCCGAAGCUGGCUCACUUUUUAGAGAACGGAUGGCAGCUGCUUAAGGAAGUAGAAGGGAGCAGUGAGCCGUCUGCGUCCCGUGAACUACAGGACAAGGUGAAGAAAGGCUUGGGGUUGCUGGAACAGGCCGUUCGGAUGGUCACUCAGCUCGAUCUGUUCAGCCGUAAUGAGGAGUUGGAUGAGAUUUCCUCUGCGGAUAUUAGGUACCUUCUCUUACCAGCUCUUCAGGGAGCCCUGACCUUGAAACAAGUGGGUCUUACGCAAAGACUGCAGCAUCUGGAAACUGCACGCUCUUACUUUAUGGACUUCUUGCAGAGAUGUCACGACUACAAGGUCUCUAAGUUUGAACUUCCUCAACAACAGAGCCAUUCCAACUCAGAAGAACAGAAGAUGACCCACAGUAUGUCCCCAGCAGUUAAUCCAAACUUAACGGCCAUGGCUUUACAAAGACAGGCAAAGAUUGAGAGGUACAACCAGAAGAAGGAGCUGGAGAGCCGUCUUGCCAGCCUGCAGGAGUCUGUGAGGGUUGGCACAGCGGAGGAAGAACAGGUCAGAGAGUAUUAUCUUCUUCAGCUUCGGCAAUGGGUGCAUACUGCCCUGGAGGAGAUUGAGAGCAUAGACCAGGAGCUGCCGCUUGUCAGAGCAAGGGAAGCUAUGAAGAAGGGAGCUGAUGUAAAUCCUCCACCACGUGUAGCCCGGCCGCCAAUGAAACCCUUUAUCCUAACUCGUGAUGCUGUACAGGCAAAGGUAUUUGGUGCAGGCUAUCCUAGUCUUCCCACAAUGACUGUGGAUGAUUGGUACGAGCAGCAUCGAAAAAAGGGCAUGCUCCCCGACCAGGGUGUGUUCAGCAAACCAACAGAUGAAGAGCAGGAGUUAGCUGAUCGAGAAAGAAAGGAAGAGACAGAUGACCCAGAGACACUGCAGAAAGCUCGGAACUGGGAUGACUGGAAAGAUGAUCAUCGUCGGGGCUAUGGAAAUCGCAAGAACAUGGGCUGACUUCACCUAAAUGUUGCAGCUCUGCUUCUGUUAGUGGUUGUACAUUUAAAGAGUUUACUGCACAAGACCGUUUACUCCAUUCACAGUAACCUAAUGUGUCAAAGGAUACCUUAUCUCUGUAAAUCAGGUUUCCUUAUGUACUGCAUUUACAGGUUUACUUAAGUGAUGGUGAUCAGUGUAUGUUUUUUUUUUAUGCAAAAUGCAUCAUACCACAUCUGAACUAAGCUUGUAUUUAUUUGUGGACAUUUUUAUUUAGAUGUAAUUAAAGAUGACUUGUAUAAUCUACACAUGGUGGCUUUUGGUAAAAUAAAGUAAUUGAGGUUGAUACAA